CUUAACGAUCUAUCAUGGCGGUAGAACUAGAUAAAGCGCAAUGUGCGGUUGGCGGGGUCAUAAGCUUGAACGUCCUUGCUCUGAUCGCUACAUACUUCACUAACAUCGACGAAAGGACCAAGUACCGCUAUCUAAUAGCUCAGUUCUUUCUCAUAUCGCAAUCUUUCUUGUUUUUUGUUGCACGAUUUGUUUGGCUCCGUGUUGGCCCUCCGUUGUUCAAGUCACCCAACUUCUUAGCAAGAAUGCUAAUGUAUUUGGUUGGCAUGAUUCUUAUUCUUGCACAAUGCAGCUUGUUUGUUGGUACAAUAUUUGCAGGCAUUGAACCAGCGUGGAUUUCUCUGGUGACUUUUAUUUGUCUUGGAGUAACUGGAAUAAUUGGGACGAUCUACGUCGUGUUUGAUACUUCACUGUGGAUAUUCUCAUCACUCAAUAGAUAUCUCUUUGGCAUUACUCGGGUUCGUGAAAUGCGCCCUAGACCAAAAAUAUUUAUCGUUCUUGUGUUAUCAUUUACGCUUUCUGGCUUUUCCAUCUGGAACGGUUACAAACAGCCAAGUGUUAGAUCACUGGAAGUCCCAUUGAAGAAUCUGCCUGUUGAAUUCCAUGGGACUACCCUGGUUCACUUAUCAGAUAUCCAUGUUGGUCAAACCGUGGGCAGAACAAUGCUAGACGAAGUUGUCAGAAGAACUAAUAGACUGCGACCAGAUAUUGUUGUUCUAACAGGAGAUGUUGUUGAGGCAACAGUAUUCCAGAUACGACAUGCUUUGAGGCCAUUGAUGAAGCUAAAAACAAAGUAUGGAAUUUAUUUUGUAACAGGUAACCACGAGUACUAUACUGGAGAUGUCGACAACUGGAUGAAAGAGCUGUCCUUCAUGGGGAUAACAGUUUUACAUAACUCGCACUCAACAGUUCAUCACCCGAAGAGGCAUACAUCAAUGCUCUGUUUAGCUGGUGUUGAUGAUAUAGAGGGGAAAUUUUUUAGAUCUGGGGAUCAUGGUAUGCAACUGGAGAAAGCAUUAGCAGGGAUCAAACCACACACAGCCACCAUCCUACUAGCGCACCAGCCUAAAGCAGCCAAACAGGCCCUGGAUCACACGCACCAGGUUGGCUUGGUACUGUCUGGACACACGCACGGUGGUCAAUUGCCACCUCUUCACGUGUGGCACUGGUUUCUUCAGCCAUACUUCUCUGGCCUUUAUAAGCAUGGCCGUGGGCCAUAUGUCUAUGUGAGCAGUGGGGUGUUCUACUGGGGUAUGCCAAUGCGGAUGUGGUCACAUGCUGAAAUUGCCCAUAUCACACUUUUAACAACACCCAUAGUACAAUAGAAUUAUAUAAUUAUAUUAAGUGGAAGUAACUCAGGGUAAAAUGUUUCACAAAUAUGGAAAGUCUCAUGAACAACCAAAAGUGUAAUAAUUCUUUCUUUGAUUUCAAUUGUCAUGUCUGUAUUGCACAAUAUGUAUAAAUUGUCAGAUUUUUUUUUAUUAUCAGAUACAUUGUGAUUUUCACAGAAAACAUAUUUAUUGAAGCAUUUUCAAAAUGUCUAUCAAAUAUUUGAAAUUGAAGGAAAAAAACAUAACUUGUAUAGAGCUGAUUGUCAUUCUUGCUGCUUUGUAUUUUGUUAUUGAAAUUUGUUUUGUUCCCUAGCAAAAUACAGACUCCUAAGAAUAAAAUGAUGGUUGAAGGCUUUCAUA
Molecule: messenger RNA, 1688 nt
Organism: Nematostella vectensis (starlet sea anemone)
Lineage: Eukaryota; Metazoa; Cnidaria; Anthozoa; Actiniaria; Edwardsiidae
Product: transmembrane protein with metallophosphoesterase domain
Exons: 3
Coding region: 15-1322 (435 amino acids)
Molecular function (GO): hydrolase activity
Source: RefSeq, a predicted model, not a curated record